Molecule: messenger RNA, 3386 nt
Organism: Lepisosteus oculatus (spotted gar)
Lineage: Eukaryota; Metazoa; Chordata; Actinopteri; Semionotiformes; Lepisosteidae
Gene: tspan14
Product: tetraspanin 14
Cellular component (GO): plasma membrane
Source: RefSeq, a predicted model, not a curated record
UAACUCAACAGCGCGGCGAGGAAACAGGGCGUGUUUUGCAAAGGAAGCGUGUCCGAUGCGAUUGCCAGAAAACUUUCACAACUCCGUCCUGCCGAAAGGAAGAAAGGAUAACAACGCGUGAAUUGGGACAAGAUGCACUAUUACCGGUAUGAGAACGCAGAAGUCAGCUGCUGUUAUAAAUACCUGAUGUUUAGUUACAACAUCAUCUUCUGGCUUGCUGGAGCAGCAUUUAUUGCAAUUGGAUUCUGGGCAUGGAGUGAGAAGGGGGUGCUGCUGGAUCUGACCCAGGUGACAAGGAUACACGGCUUUGACCCAGUCUGGGUGGUUCUGGUCGUGGGCGGUGUCACCUUUAUCCUGGGUUUUGCAGGAUGCGUUGGGGCUCUAAGGGAGAAUAUUUGCCUGCUGAAGUUUUUCUCCGGGCUGAUAGGCUUCAUCUUCUUCCUGGAGCUGACGGCAGCCGUGCUGGCCUUCGUUUUCCAGGACCCUCUUCGGGACUGGCUCAGCGACUUCUUCCUCAACAAUAUCAAGGGCUACAGAGAGGACAUCGACCUGCAGAACCUCAUCGACUCGCUGCAGAGGCUGAAUAACUGCUGUGGUGCCCAGGGUCCCAAUGACUGGAAUGGGAAUGUAUAUUUUAACUGCACUACUGAAAACCCAAGCCGUGAGAAGUGUGGGGUUCCCUUCUCUUGCUGCCUAAGUGAUCCUGCUGAUAUGGUUGUGAAUACGCAGUGUGGCUAUGACAUCAGGAGCAAAAAGGAAAACAUCUGGAGUACUGCCAUUUACACCAAGGGCUGCAUUCCAGCGCUCGAGGCAUGGUUACCACGGAAUAUCUACAUUGUCGCGGGAGUUUUCAUUGUCAUCUCCCUCCUGCAGAUGCUGGGGAUCUUCUUGGCUCGGACUCUGAUUGGAGAUAUUGAAUAUGUGAGGUCCAACUUCAUUAGGUAUUGAAUACGUGAGGCCCACAGGGCAACAGUGAGAGAGACUGGACAUCUGUUCCCAUUCAUAAUCCUGUCACUGCUGGAGGCCUUGCAGGACACCCAGAAAGAUCUUGAGAAAAAGACUUGAGCUUUUGUGAUGGCAAAGUGCUUCUUUACGGCAGCCUCAGAAAGAUGCCAAAUUUACUGCUCCUUUUGUGUGCUUUGUCAACACUGGGAAGGGGGCGCUGAUGUACUUGGCGCUCAGAAGUCACAUUUGCAGCUAAUUCACUUUCUGUAGAGAAGUUUAAUUUAGAUGUAUUCCAUUUCGAGGAGCUUAUGAAUUCCAUUUGUAAUAUUUUGUUCUUGUGAGUAACAUGAAGGUUUCCUAGAUUUUCAUUUUAUGUGAUCCCUGCUAAACUAAUGAUGUCACCCUUCAUUCGUUACUCUGAGCUUUAAAGUUGAAAAAUGUAUAAAGACAAAAACAUCUGCUUUAUUCAGAGUUUUGAGAAUUUUACCUUGUGUUCAGUUUCUUUGUAUUUAUUUUCCCUUAUUGAGAGAAGAGAAGAUUUUUGUAAUGCUAAAAUGCCAAUUAGAAAACAAAGCACCUGUAAUUUAAUGUUUACGUGAUGAGUAACGAGGCAGUAUUACUGCCUUUUACUUCUAUGGAGCUUGACUGAGAAAAAGGCUAUGACAUCAGAGCCCCAUAUGCUGUGAAAUGAGUCCCCCCCCCCCCCCCCGACAUUGGAAGCUAUUCUUGCAAGAAACACUUGUACAGCUCUAUGAGGUGUGUACAUUCAGUCUGUUGUGUGUGAAUAUGUGUGUUGCCACUGCACCAAUCUAAGUAGCCCAUUAGUACUACUGCAACCUCAACUGUUUGAUACAUCCUUGUUCUUUACAAGGUAAUGCUAAGAUUUUACUAAAGGCAUGUUGAGGUCUAGUACCUACAUCAUAGAAGUCCACGUGUGUUAGUUUGUGACAGUGGAGGUCUGCCUGUUCUUUACCUGAUACUCUUUAUUUUAUGUUCAAGCGAUAUUGCACUUUUCUAUGCAAAAUCCAUAAGUCCACUCUUUGUUCAACAAUUGACCUUUUCACUGUAACCGGUGGAUUUUGCAGCAGUUGGGUGAUAAGAAAAGUAGCUAGAAGUCCAUGGUCAGUGUGCACUGCCAGGUUGCAGAUGUCUUAUGGCAUACUGAAGGGUUAGCACCAACUGGACAAGUGGUCCAGUGUUGUGCAUCUGUCGGUAAUCUUAAGCACCUGGAAGAUCCCAUUUGUUGCUGUUGAAGUGACAGUUGUCUGACUGAAGCCCACCUAACGUCACUCAGUUUUGGUCAACUGUGUUGUCACUUAGAGAAUCCUAGUCACAUUUGAUUAAACGCAUUGGCCUGUGUUACAGGAAUCAACCUGCACUGCAAGCAGCUUUAAAGCCACUAGGAGCCCCCCAAAGCUUUUCUGUAUAGAUUGCUGAGAGACCAUGGUGGAGGUGAAUUGUCAACGUUAGGCAAAUAGUUCCUGAUCUGUGUUCUACCCUACUUCUAUGCUACAGACUUUGUCCUUUUAAUGUAUACCUCAUUAAAAAAGUGCACACAACUUGCUUUUUGAGUCUGAAUUAAAGAAAUUAGACUGCAUGUAUAUCUAAAGCACUCUUUUAAGUAGUGAAUAAAUUCGAAUGUGAAAAAUAUUUUUUGACCCAUGCAUUGCUCUGAAAAUGUUUGACUUGCAUGCAAGAAACUUCUUUUGAUAGUCCACAUAUUGACAAGAGUUUAAAAUUAAAGAUUCAUCAGCUGUACCCUUUUAUAAAUGUUGACAUAAAGGGAGUGGGAGGGGGUGUAUCUUGAUUCAUAUUGCACAGUGUUUACAGAAAACUCCUGGUUUGCACGCAACAGUCCAGAAGAUAUCGACAUGCCACUCAAUGUGAUGUUUCAAUGAAAUAAAAGCAUUGUAGCCACAAGUGGGGAAAUAUCCUGCAUAUGUUAUGUUUUCCUAGCUAUGUUUUUAAAGCUGUACCUGACUAGAUUCAGCACAGGCUGUAUACAGUAAUUCUAACAAAAAGAUUAAAGUGAUGCAUUAAUCUAAAAGGGCAAAUAACUGAGAGUGAAGAAAACAUCUAAAAGCUGAGGAACCCUUGAGCAGUUGAUGUGAGGAGCCUAUUUAGAUUGUGUGUCUGCGUGUGUGGGAGAGAGAUGCAGCCGUAUCUGGCCCGUAUAACAGAGGUAGUGGCCAUUAGCACAACAUCAGACGCAGCAGAAUGGUGCUCUCUCCCUGAGUCUGACACUUCUCAGAAGCACACCUUUACAGUCCCUUCCAAAUGAUUUCCCAUUGUAAUGGGAAUGAGUUCUUUAGGGAAUGUUUUAUUUUUAAAAUUUUGUACAAAGUGAUUUGUUUUCUACUGUAUUAUAUGUAAACCUCUGCUAGACUUCUUUGUACAUAAUAUUACAAUUUUUUCAUGCAAUAAAUGUACAUUUUUUUGGA